This is a messenger RNA of Penaeus monodon (black tiger shrimp), 450 nucleotides long. Its product is annotated as caspase Dronc-like. Gene Ontology annotation, biological process: proteolysis. The transcript is spliced from 3 exons. The coding region runs from base 1 to 450 and encodes 149 amino acids. Lineage: Eukaryota; Metazoa; Arthropoda; Malacostraca; Decapoda; Penaeidae. The record is from RefSeq and is a predicted model, not a curated record. Gene Ontology annotation, molecular function: cysteine-type endopeptidase activity.
AUGAAAAAGAUGGACGUCUCUGCGGUCCGGAAUAUGUUCAAAGAUCAGGCUUGUCCUCUCAUGAAGGGAAAACCCAAGGUCUUCCUUUUCAACUUCUGCCGCGGAAGCACUCUCGAAAGCUUCUCUGGGCAAAGUAUAGGCGACGAUUCAUCUUCGACAUCGCGGAGUCGCGACAAGGUACUUCCCGCACAGGACGAAGCCCCGCGUGACAUGCUAACCCUCUACGCGUCGACGGAAGGCUUCAAGGCUUUUAGGACGAGCAAAGGGACUUUUUUCGCGCGGUCCCUAUGUCAAGUUCUAGCCGCCCACGCCCACAACACGGACAUGGUCAGCAUGGUUCACAAGCUGGACCAGCUCAUGACUGCAAGACAACACGCUACAACGCCGGAGGCACAGACCUUCGCCUUCAAGAAGUUUUUCCUGAAUCCAUUGGAGCCUUCCGACGCAUGA